This is a messenger RNA of Symbiodinium natans, 2223 nucleotides long. The record is from the annotation of a GenBank genome assembly. Lineage: Eukaryota; Dinophyceae; Suessiales; Symbiodiniaceae.
AUGGGUGAUGAAGCAACGCAAGGCAGCUUCGCUUUCAAGCAACGCCGGCUUCUUACGAAGCGCGGGUGCUGGCUUGGACGAACUGUCACGCGGUGGUGCCAGGUCGAGAGAGACGAGCUUGUGUACUAUGCAAGCAAAGAGGCCACAGUGCCAAGAGGAAGAGUUGCCCUCACCGAGUGCGCCCUCGGUCGAGAGCAUGACCAACUUGAGCCUUGGCCGAAGGCGCAGGUCGCACCCUCGAAGGUUUCCAUCUCAAAGACGCUCCAGCUUGUUCGACCGGGCAAGAGUCCCAUCCUCAUCAACGGCACGUCUGAAGAGAUGGCCUCCUUCGUUGCGUUCAUACUUAGCCGCAAGAAGAAGCCGAUUGCAGAAACCUUGCCGGAUUUGCCUGCUUCUCCAACGAUGCCAGAGAUACCUCCAAUAGGUCCUCAAUUCAUGCCGUAUUCCAAAAGCCGCGAACCAGAGACAACUUUGGCGCGAAUAGCUUCUCGAACGUCAGAGUGGUCUGCUCCGGUUCCCGAAGAGCUGACUGAAAGCACAGACAUCUCACCUGGCAGCAGCAGCUCAACAUCAAAGGCCAGGCAAUCUCAAGCUUCUGUUUUCCAUGAGGUCGUACACGGCCUGGGUCCAAAGCUGGCCUACCGGAAGGCAAUGGAACUAAUGUGGAACUAUGAUUUGCAGGCAGCACGCGUGCUGCUGGACCCUUGGAGGGCAACAGUUUUGUGGCAUGCUGCAGCUUAUGCUGAGUGCUCACUUUUGCGAACGAUCCUCACCGGCCGGAAGAGUGACGCUCUUGCGACUCUGGAAAUGAUAAAGGUGGCCGAGACGCUGCGUGAGAACUCUUCCACGUCCCUGGCGCAUGAGCUACUUGCAGCGGAAAUCUUGCUGAUGCGCAGCUUGCUACAAGUCAUGCUGGGCCAGCGUCUGCGUGCUUUGUACAACCUGCGCCAAUCCUGGUACGCGUACUUUCGCCUGGAACAGAGCCUGGAAAGCGAAAGCGCACUUCAAAGCUGUGCCCUUGAUGUGGAGUGCGUCUUGACGUACGAGGAUUUGAGAGGACGGAUUCUUUUUGGUUUGGGCUUUUUCUACAUGGCGACCUCGUUGAUUCCCAGCAGCCUAGUACCGCUCAUUCGUUUGGCGGGCUUUUGCAUGCACAGAGAGAGGGGCAAGACGUAUCUCUUCGAGUGUGUGGAGCGUGCCUUGGGUGCCCGGGCCACUCCUGCAGCGAUCCUUCUGGCCAUGUACCACUUGGACUUGGAGCCUGACAUGAAGCAUGCUGGCAACAUCCUGAUCGCAAGCCUGGGCCGGCAGCCAGAGAAUGCACUGCUGCAUUGGGCAGGCUCCUUGCUGGCCUGGCGGAACACAUUCAUGGCGCAGGCGGUAUCCAUCACCAGCAAGGCUUUAUGGUGUUGCGGAGAGGAGCUGGGCGAGAAGGCUGUCUAUCUGAGGUAUGAGUUGGGCAUGUUCCACUUCAUUGCCAUGGAGUGGCCUAAAGCUCACGAGCACCUCAGCUGUGUGUACAACUCUGUCAAUUCUGACAAGGUCUUCUUCCCGUACCGCUCACUGGUCACCACCCAGCUAGCAGCUGUUGCCUUCAGUAUGGGUCAGGAUGAGCAGGGUGAAAGCUUGUGCAAGGAGUGCGCAGCCAUGCAGGAUUGGAGCACGCUCUUGAAGAUAGAGUCCGACUUUGCACGAAUUUUGCAGAUCUUCCUUCGACGAAGACGCAGGCAGCGCCAGCUUCUGGCCUUUGAAGUCAUGUACUUCCUGCGCCAAUUUCCCAAGGUUCCUGCGCACAUGCUGCUUGCGCUGAAAGAAAGUGUUCGAAAGACGACGAAGCCCUUUGACGAGGACACUGAGUGGCAAAACGAGAGUGCGGGCACGGACGAGAGCAGCAUGGUGGAGAUGGUGAGUGCCCUCACUCUCCAAGUAGUCAUUUGCUUCUACCUCGGCGAUGCCGAAGCCGCAAUGGUUUUCAUUCCAGAUUUGUCUCAGCUUUGCCCUCGGUUGCCCGCGUGGGCGAUGUACUUGUCCGCCCACGGGCUGUACUGGUGUGGGCGUAUCCUUGCUCUCACGGGCAGGGACACUGACGCGCGGACCUGUUUCCAGCAAGCCAAGAUGUACAAAAAGUAUCCUUUCAACAUAUCCGUGAAGAUAUCGAAGGUGCUGGCUGAGCACGAGGAGCAAAUGGCGCAGCAGGAGGAACUAACCAGCAGUGCUUGCUGA